This is a messenger RNA of Cyprinodon tularosa, 432 nucleotides long. Its product is annotated as V-type proton ATPase subunit B, brain isoform-like. Bases 1 to 432 code for a protein of 143 amino acids. The transcript is spliced from 3 exons. The record is from RefSeq and is a predicted model, not a curated record. Lineage: Eukaryota; Metazoa; Chordata; Actinopteri; Cyprinodontiformes; Cyprinodontidae.
AUGGUGAUGAAGGCGCUCAGAGGGAUGGUCAACGGAGCCAUGAGCGAGAUCUCAUCGGCCAUCAGCGGGAACCGACCGACCGCAGCCGCAUCCCGGGAGCACGCGCUGGCUGUGAGCCGGGAUUACAUCUCCCAGCCCCGCCUGAGUGAGUGUGAGAGGCAGCAGUAUGCAUGUUAUGCCAUAGGAAAAGACGUCCAGGCCAUGAAGGCGGUGGUGGGAGAAGAAGCUCUAACGGCUGACGACCUGCUUUAUCUGGAGUUCCUCACUAAGUUUGAGAAGAACUUCAUCUCCCAGGGGGCCUAUGAGAACAGGAGCGUGUUUGAAACUCUGGACAUUGGAUGGCAGCUCAUGAGGAUCUUCCCCAAAGAGAUGCUGCAGAGAAUCCCUCAGAGCACCUUGGCUGAGUUCUACCCCCGAGAAUCCAAGCAUUAG